AUGGUAAGCGCAACAGCGUCACGUAAAUCGGCAGUAGUAGCGAACGGUAGCAACAACAACAUAACACCUUCGCAAAAUGUACCAACAGUCGUUCCUGCGUCUCCUGAGCAUGAGUCUACUGCCUCACAACCAACCAGUUUUUCAGCAGCAACACCUACUAAUAACGGGACUCCUUUGAAAAUGAGGAAUUAUAGGCCUAUUACACCGAAUCCACCUACAGAUUCACCAACGCAAUUGCAAGCACAGCAAAAUCAAGCACAGCAGCAGUCAUCACGUCAACAACAAUCACAACAACAGUUCUCUUCAGCACAUUCUGGUGUGUCAACUCCUCAACAACAAGGUCAGCCGAAUUCAACAGCCCAGCAGCAGAAACCUCAACAGGAUCCAAAAGUAUCACAACCUUCUGAACAGCAUCAAACAACGUUACCGCAGGUAACAAAGUCAUUACCACCACAGCAGCAACAACCGCAAAUUCAAAUUAUUGAAUUCCAUCCUCCAACUGGUAGUAGCAAUAAUCUAACGCACCAACCACCUUCAAUUUUACAGCGGCAACAGCAACAACAGCAUCAGUCUAAUUAUACCAAUUCUGAAGCUCAGCCGCCUUCACAUGUUCCCGCCCCUCUUCAUACUCGCAGUCCACCACAACAAACGCCACAGAAAACCCCACAACAACAACAACAACAACAACGACUUCAGGCACGAUUUACGACGCCUUUUACCUUCCAAGAAAAGUUACAAUUCUUAGAAACAUAUUGGCCGGAAUCUAAAGUUGCGCUUCUAAUCCAACUUCACCGUAAACAUUAUAAUGGAUUAUCGAGUGAAGAUGAGGAUAAAUCCUUAGCAGCUUGGGUUGCACUUACCAACGAAUAUAAUAGCAUUACUAACGAUCAGCGAAGCCGCUCUAGCAUCAUGUAUAAAUGGGAAAGGUUAAUGGCGAAAUAUAAUGCUGAAAGAGUCUUUGUACAGAUGCAACAGCCUACCAGUUCUCUACCUGCAGUUUCUUUCUGGAAUCACUUUCAGUAUAUGGACGAAUAUCUACAUCAUCUACCAAUUGUGACCGAACCACUAAUAUAUUCUCAUCUCGAAAAUGCCAAUAGUAACAAUAGUAAUAAUAGUGGUAACGGUGGUCAUGAAAACUAUAGAAAGAGGAGAUCAGUCUAUUUAUUUGAUGAUGAUGUGAACGACGAAGAAUUAGAUCAUAAUCUAUUGAAGCGAAGAAAAUCGACUGCAGCUAGAGUUACGACACCAGCAUUAUCUCCAUCUUCAGCACAUAUUGGCAAUAAUAUGAGUACUAGUAGUGCGCUUAUUGUGGAUUCACAGCGUAUGUUCAUGGAGCAAUUGAAAGAAAUGAAUAAAGCGCAAGUACAGAUGAUGAAGGACUUCAACGAAUACAUGCAAAAGUCUCAACUGAAGAUGAUGAGUAUGUGUGGGGGUAUAACUGAAAAAAAUAAAGUCAUGGAGGAAAAAUAUGUUCGGCUUUUGGAAAUCUUAUCUCGUAAUAUUGCAGCGACUACAGUGGACAAUAGUACCUCUUCUGAUACCAUAGCAAACGAUAUCAACGAUUUAACAGCAACUGAAAAUGAUACUCACAACAAUGCAUCAAUCAAACAGAACAAUGACGAAAUAAUCGGCACAAGUUCAGCAGCUGACUGUAGUGUUGAGUAA
Molecule: messenger RNA, 1665 nt
Organism: Mycotypha africana
Lineage: Eukaryota; Fungi; Mucoromycota; Mucoromycetes; Mucorales; Mycotyphaceae
Exons: 1
Coding region: 1-1665 (554 amino acids)
Source: RefSeq, a predicted model, not a curated record